AUGGAACUACAUAAAUCACCCAAAGACACCAAUGCGCAUUUUACAAACACAAAUCAAGAUGAAGACCCUUCAACGGUCGACAACAAACGACUUCGAAUAACAAGAGCCUGUGACUUUUGUAGACGUAAGAAAGUAAAAUGUUAUUCUUCUCCUGGAGGUCAAUGCUCAAACUGUCUUACUUAUGGCGUCUCUUGCGAAUUUAAUGACGGCUCCAAAAAGAGAGGUCCACCAAAAGGGUACAUUGACGCGCUUGAGAAACGACUACGAAAGAUUGAAAGUGCCUUGGGAAAAUCUGCCGGUUAUCCUCCGAUACCUUCUUCUCAGGCAACAUUGCCUCUAUUAGCCGACCCUAGUAAAAUUUACUCUAGUCCUUCACCCAUCGCGACUCCGUACCAACAAUACGUCCUACCACCACCUCAACCACAACAACAACCACAACUUCAUAAUCAAAAUCAGAAUCAUUCAGUACACUCCAACUCCCCAAGAUCACCUAGUGUGCUUUUUAGCCCAGCAAACCCAAAAAGACCUCAAGGCAUGUCGUCUGAUAGAGUCCAGUAUCUCGGAGAACUUUCGAGCCUUCAAUUCUUUUCGAAUAAGAUGCAAUUGGAGGGACUGUGCCAUGACAUCUGGAGUGGACAAAAGAUUCGAAAAUUCGGCAAACAAGUUGUACUAGUCAAAGACACCGGAGGAAUCACAGACAUUCAGGACACUGACAUCAUACCGGAUUCGUUUCGACAACCGAGCGACGUUCACUAUUGGAUCUAUUCAGUUACUGGUGCAGACCAACACACAUGCGACAGGCUAUUGAAAAUGUAA
Messenger RNA from Phycomyces blakesleeanus NRRL 1555(-), 816 nucleotides. RefSeq names its product Zn(2)-C6 fungal-specific transcription factor. NCBI's taxonomy places the organism in Eukaryota, Fungi, Mucoromycota, Mucoromycetes, Mucorales, Phycomycetaceae. Gene Ontology annotation, molecular function: zinc ion binding; DNA-binding transcription factor activity, RNA polymerase II-specific. The record is from RefSeq and is a predicted model, not a curated record. Bases 1 to 816 code for a protein of 271 amino acids. Gene Ontology annotation, biological process: regulation of DNA-templated transcription. The transcript has 4 exons.